Molecule: messenger RNA, 3778 nt
Organism: Hydra vulgaris (swiftwater hydra)
Lineage: Eukaryota; Metazoa; Cnidaria; Hydrozoa; Anthoathecata; Hydridae
Product: E3 ubiquitin-protein ligase RNF123
Cellular component (GO): cytoplasm
Molecular function (GO): protein binding; ubiquitin-protein transferase activity
Source: RefSeq, a predicted model, not a curated record
AUUUCUAUUUUAAGUGAAAUAUUAAAAAUUAUUAUAAAAAAAGGUAAAUAGAUGACAUUCCUCUGUUAAAUCAUAGACACAAUUGAGCAAAAUAAUUUUUGUAAAAAUUAUUUACAAAAACAAUAUUAAUAGAAUAUGGCAAAAGAUCAAUUUCUCCGAAGUAUUUUUCCAACUGCAGAGGUUGGUUUUGCAUCAUCAAGGACCGAACUCGAUUUUAGCAAUCUACAAGAACAUAUUCGUUAUGUUGUUGCAGCAUCACAAAACGAGAUCAAACCAAAAGAGGAAUGUGAUUCAAGGGAUGGUCGUAUUGGUAGUCCAUUUGUAUCAGUAGAUAUAUCAAGUCAAUGUGGUACAAUGAAUAUUGCUCUUGACAGAACUGAGUUGGAGAGUCAAAGCAACUUUAGCAGUGUUCGUGCUAACGUGUGUGUAUUCAAAGGAAAAUGGAUGUAUGAGGUGCUGUUAGGAUCUAAAGGUAUAAUGCAACUUGGUUGGGCUACAAUUCGAUGUCGUUUUACUAAUCAAGAAGGUGUUGGUGAUACAUCAGACUCGUAUGCUUAUGAUGGUCAUCGUGUACGUAAAUGGAAUAUGUCAACUGGAAAAUAUGGAGAGGAAUGGAUGGCAGGUGAUGUAAUUGGAUGCCUUAUAGACAUGGAUGAAGGAAAUAUUUCUUAUAGCAGAAAUGGUUGUUUGAUGGGUAAUGCAUUUGAAGAUAUCAAGCGUGGGGAGGGAUAUGCUUAUUUUCCUGCUGUAAGUCUUUCCUAUGGAGAGGUUAUACAAAUGAACUUUGGUGCAACACCUUUUAGAUACCACAUUGAGGGUUUCUCUCCACUGCAAGACAAACCUCAUCAUGAUUUACUAAAGGCCCAAGAAUUAAUUGCAUCUCUUAACAGAUUGCUCCCAGCACCAACAAGGAUUCCACAAAUUCCUCAACCCUUCUUGUCAAAACAAGAUUCAUAUACAGUCUUGACAGUAUCUCAUAUAUUUGAGCAGCUAGGUCCAAUGAUGUUAGAACCUUCAUGUGCUUAUAUUGUUGAGGCUAUGAUUCUUCCUAUGCUGUUGGAUUCAUGUAAUAUUGAAGCACCAUUUGAAAUGCAAACAGGAAUCAAACAAAUUUUGGAGCUUUUAUGGAUAUGUCUUGAGGAUUUUGAAAUUCAACCUUGUAUGGAGAAUUUAAUUUGGGCAUUAAUAAAAGGUUAUUGGUUUGGUCCUGUACAACCUGACUACAUAAAGCAGCUGAAGCAUUUGUUGGUUGUUUUAUGUUUGCUGCAGCAUGAUCUUUCGCGUCGCAUAUGGCUGAGUGGUGCUUUAUUUUUCAAGUUUCCGUUUGUGUUACACAUUAGACCUCCUGAUGAUAAAGGUAUCAAGAUAGCUUUUCCUGUUGUGUGGUGGGAAGGUUACCAUGAGAUUUCAACAAACAAUAUCAGUAUUGAUUCCGAUAUGGAAUCUUCUCAAAAUUUUAGUGUAUCAAGUAAUGAAAAAAAAGAAAGCUACAUGAGUGCUUGUGAUCUGAUCAAAAAACGCGUUACAGUUUUAGAAAAUAUUCAAGUUGAAAUGUGCAAGAUAUUAAUGCAAAUGGAUGACUCAACUUCAAGAUGGGACACUCGACCUACACGCAUUAUAUUUUCUGAAAAAUUGAGGAAAAUAUUAAAAGAUCUUCAUUUGGCAACAGGAUCACUUCAGCCUGUUCAAGCUUGUUCUGGUCCAGUAAUGACUUGCUUUCUCCACAGACUUAUAAAAGCAUUCAAGUUUCAUUGGGAAGUUUGGGUUAAAGAAACUCCUGAAGCUAUUAAAGUAGAUGAUUUCUACAUUCCACACAAUGUCUUUUAUGAGGAUUCAAUUAAUUAUUUUGAUCUAGCGAGAGUUGGUGGUAUAAUCUCACAUUUAAAGAAAGCUCAUCGAGAUGACCUCAAACAAGCUCGCACAUCAACUUCAUCAACUCGAUAUGGAAUGAAUAUUGGCAGUAGCUCAUCAAUAACAGAUGUUGAUAUGAAUAGCACCACAUUUGAUAAAACAUUAAUUGACAUACUUGAUAGCAUUUGUUUGAUGUAUAAUACAGCUGUGCACAGGCAACUUAGUAAGGUUCAUGGUGUUACAGAAACAAUGAGAGAACAUUCAAAAGCUCUUAAUGAUACUUACAAAAAAAUUGACAAAUGUCCUCCAGAUAGAUCUGAUGUGAUGCAUGAGCUAGAGCGUGCAAAGAAAGUCUUUACUAAUGAGGCAACUGAGGUUGCAAGACACAUGGGAUGGGUCAAAUCUGUAAUAUUUUCUGAAGAAAAACAAGAAGAUCUUCAUUGGCUUUUAAAAGUUGUUCUUCAUACAAUUGAAAUGGCGCAAAGUUCUGGUAAAUUAUAUGUCUUCAUGCCUGAGUUUUAUAUGGAGAAUGGUAUAUAUCUGUUUCAAGCUCUUUGGAAUUAUUUUCUUCCGUUAACUGUAAAUGUCUUUUAUUAUAGUGAAGAAUUUUCUGAUACAUUAUCAAAAAUGGCUAGCUUUCUAGCUACUUCACUGUGUGAUGAUCGUCUAGUAAACCCAGAUGUUUGUGACACAAUUAUUCAGGGUGUUGCAACAUUUGUUUGCUAUCCCCAAACAUUGUUUGCUAUGGAAAAUAUUCCAUAUUCCAGUCAAGAGAAGCUCAUGAGAUGUCUUAUGUCGGCAUAUGAUAAAAGAACCUGGGUCCAUACCACAUGGAUAUUGGUCAGGUUUUGGAGAGGUGAUGGUUUUGGUUUUCGCCAUUCCACUUCUCCUGAUCUUAUUCCAUUUGGUAUUUCAGAUCAAGCGGGCACAAUCAGAGCGUUUACACAGAAGCCAUGUCCAUCCAGAGUCUAUCAAAAACUAAUGCGAAAUCUAUGUCUUGAAGAUGAAAGUCUAUCCAAUGAUUUUCUUAAUGGUGUUCUCAACCAACUUAACUGGGCUUUUUCAGAAUUUGUUGGUAUUCUUCAAGAAAUACAGCAGGCAACUGCUCGAUUGGACAGUCAACUCCCUGAAACAAGACAAUUGCGAACAUGUGGAAUCUGUUUUGAUCUUACUGUUGGCCUACUAAGGGUUUUAGAAAUGGUUUCAACUGCAGUACCAGAGGUGUUUACUGAUUGGCAAAGAUCGUCUGCAGAACUAACUUUAACUCGGUUGUUUCAGGCUGUUCUUCAAAUUCUUAAUCGUGUAACAGCAAGCUACAAAUUAUUUUCUACUCUGUCAAGACUUCAUGCCACAGAUAUAGAGCGUCAAGAUAGAUAUGCAGUUUUGGCGGCUGUGGCAGGAGUUCUGGUGACUCUCUUGCAAAGAUCUAGUGAAGAUAGGAAAAAACUUGCAGUUCAGAAACUUCUUGAAGAACCUAGUUUUCAGAUUGAGUCGGUAGCAUUCUUAGCUGGCAAUCCUAUGCAAAUUGGUUUGACAGCAAGUCCAAUUUUUUCUUUUAAAAAAUUUAAAGAAGUUACAGAGGAAGAGUGUAAGGAAAUAGAAAAUUUACUACAGUAUCUUUCAGAAGAACACACAACAGCUAGAAUGAUAAAACAAGAUUCGGUAGAUGCUGAUGGUCUUUGUACAAUCUGCUACGCACUCCCGCAAUCUGUGAAAUUCGUUCCAUGUGGUCAUUUUUCGUGCAGGCCAUGCAUUACUCGCCAUUUGAUGAACAGCACAGACUGCUUUUUUUGCAAAGAAGUUGUCGUUAAGAUUAAAGACUUUAAUGAGGCGUAAUGAUAUCUUUUCAAAAACAGAAUUUUAUGUUUUAUACUUAAAAAUGAAAUGUGUAAAGAAUUAUGAUUGCAUAUGAAUAUAUGCUUUCUUA